Lacerta agilis (Sand lizard) is the source of this 1952-nucleotide messenger RNA. RefSeq names its product putative protein FAM172B. The transcript has 2 exons. Bases 672 to 1727 code for a protein of 351 amino acids. Gene Ontology annotation, cellular component: nucleus. Gene Ontology annotation, biological process: regulatory ncRNA-mediated heterochromatin formation. Gene Ontology annotation, molecular function: siRNA binding. Lineage: Eukaryota; Metazoa; Chordata; Lepidosauria; Squamata; Lacertidae. The record is from RefSeq and is a predicted model, not a curated record.
AAACCUGAGUUUGCUGCUUCCUCUUCUGCGUGUGUGUGUAUGAUUUUGGUUAUAUCUUUCUGCAUGUAAUUUUCUUAAUAUAAAUAAAUAAGGGUGCAGUCCUAUAAUGCUUCUUUGAAAAUAACUUCUGUUGAAGAGUAGAAAUUGCGAAGCACAAGUAGAUGUUUAGAUGUGUAUUGUGGGCAUCUGUAGGUUUACAACCCCCUAGAGGUAUCAAGGUUAGUUUCAUACAUCACAUUCAUAAGGAGUAGGCAUACAAUAUUCUACAUAGUGAAGAUUUGAAGUUGUGUGGAUUGCAUAGGUGUAAUGUUGUAUGUGUUUUGGCCAUAUAGGACACAUAUGGCAGUUUUAACUUGGGAGCAAUUUAAGAAUUCAAUAUGGUGUUUACUGAAUUAAAGAACUGGAUGAAAUGCAAAGAACAAGGAAACCUCAAGACAACAAAGUUUAGAAAGCACUUUCCCACAUUAUCAAUUUUCAUGCCUAUCUUUAGCAUGUGGUACACAACUGAGUUUGUAAAUUGUUUGCCCUUACAUUUGGCACCAUAGCUAUAGUUGAUUAGGAAACAAUAAGUCCUGAACUACAACAUCUUAAUAGUUGUCUCUGUUCAGACAGAUCUCUGAAGCAAAAUAUCCAGAGGUACCUAGAAGCCUUUGCUGUUAUUCUCAAGCAACAUGAAUUGGUCACAGAUGAAUGAAGAUUUGAGCUUCAGAAAACUAAUAAAUGGUUCAGAAUGUCCAGAAACUCUCAAGUAUGACUUUAAUAAAAAUGGGGAGCUUAGGCAUAUGGAUACCAAUGAACCUUUUGUUUAUGAUUAUCAAAAUUCACAUACUGCCAAUCACCGACAUUAUCAAUUUCUUGGAUACUUAAUUACUCAGUAUGUUUUUGAGCUCCUGGAAAAGACAUGCAAACUGCAAAAGAUUUACAUCCCAACAGAUGCUCCAGACAAUGAACUUUGCAGUUUUUUUUUCAUGAGUGAGAAUGCAUUAACUAAUUGCUCAACUUUAGUCGUCCUCCUUCAAGACAAGGGACCUUUUCGUGCAGGUCAGUGGGGACAAAAAGUCAUAGUUCGUGAAGGCCUCCAACACGGAUCUCAAAUACCAUUCAUCAUAAAGGCUCUGCAGUGCUCUUGGGGAGUGAUUGUUUUAAAUACCAAUGAUAACUUCAUUGAACUGAAGACAGAACAAGAAUGCUUAAGCCUCUCUGAGAAAAAAGACUCCACAUGUCCACUACAAUUACCCUCGGCAGUCCCAAAGAGAGAGAGCAGUACUCCUGAAGAGCAUACAAGUUACGUUUGGGACCAUUUCAUUUCAAAGAGCACAGCAGAAAAGGUGGCUUUCAUUGCCCAUGGCUAUGGAGGUUUGGUUUUCAUCGACCUCCUCAUGCAGAGAACUUCGGAGGUAAUGAACAAAGUAGGUGCUGUUGCACUUAUUGACUCCACACACCACACACCGCACCAGACACAAGGCAUUUCCCAGGUGCAGGCCUGGAUAUGGAAACAUUGCCGAGAGUGGGUAUCACACAGUGAACCUUUAGAUAAGUCAGUAGGCUUUAUGGUGAAAGUGGAUUGCCCUACAGUCUCCACAGGGACUGAAAAUUAUAGCCUGGCUCCUUCCUCUAGUCUACAGUCCAUUUUCAAAUAUCUUAAGAGUGCACUGAAAGUCUUCACUAAACAACCGGGCAAUCGUUCACCUAUUCUAACAAGGAGCAAAUCAAUGAAAACAAGUUAAGCAUCUGUUAUUCAUACCCAUUUUUUCUUCUAAUAGAAGUUUUGUACUAGUUUCGAUGCUAAAGCUUAUUGUUGAGGUAAAAGUACUUUAUUUAGAUAUUGAGCAUACCAUUACCAGUCUAAUAUUUGUUGUCCCAUUUCCAUUUCUGAAAGUUUAUGUGAAUGUUAAUAUAACAACCGUUCCUUGUUUCUGGGAAAACUUCCUUCCUUCCUUCCUUUGAAAAGU